AUGAAGCUACCCUCGGUGUCAUGUCUGCUUCUUGCGAACACCACCCUCGCCUUCACCAACGAGAGGUUGAAUAAAAAUGAUUCCCUGCUCCUCAUCCUCGACCUCCAAGAGGGCUUGUACCAAGUGGCACGAGACUGGGACCACGCAACCUACCGUCAGAACAUGUUUGCACAUGCAGAGCUUGGUCGAGUCUUUGACCUUCCCGUCGUCAUGACCACGUCGGCCGAGACGGGGCCGAACGGACCUUUGCCUGGUGAAUUCCGGCAGUGGUAUCCCGAUGCGCCUCUGAUCAAGCGACAGGGCGAGGUCAACGCGUGGGACAACGCCGAGUUCCGCGAGGCAGUCAUCGCAGCCAACAAGUCGCAAAUCAUUGUUGGUGGCAUCACUACAGACGUUUGUGUGGCCUUCCUAGCCCUGUCACUUCGCGAAGCCGGAUACAGCGUCUGGGCGAACGUCGAAGCCUCCGGCACCACCACAGAGCUCAUCCGCGACACGUCCAAUGACCGCAUGAGGCAUGCGGGAGUUAAUGUCAUCUCUUUGUUCCAUAUUGUGUGUGAACUCAUGCGCGAUUGGCGCAACACACCAGGAGCAAAGGAAAUCUUCCCGUACCUCGACCAGUACUACCCGGUCUAUGGCUCACUUGCUCGAGCCCACCGCGGUGCUGUCAACAACGGCACCGUGGUACCAGGUGAGGCUGACUUGCCUUAA
This is a messenger RNA of Neoarthrinium moseri, 708 nucleotides long. RefSeq lists its product as uncharacterized. The record is from RefSeq and is a predicted model, not a curated record. The transcript has 3 exons. Lineage: Eukaryota; Fungi; Ascomycota; Sordariomycetes; Amphisphaeriales; Apiosporaceae. The coding region runs from base 1 to 708 and encodes 235 amino acids.